GCCCACUACGGAGAGUGAAGAGGCCCAGCUGCCCGGCCCGUUCACUGGCUUUUUCCACCAGACUUUACCCUUAGCCAUGAGCAGCUAACGUUAAAAGGUGAGGGGUGAGGGGCAGUAAGGUGGCCAGCGACCGGCGACGACAGGAUGAGGUCUUAAGAGACAAUCUGCGGAGGAAGCAGCAGCACUGCAUUUGGCCGCGACCCUGGAAGGAUGGCUGUUUUUGUUCUAAAGAGAUUAACACUGCAAACCAUAAAGACUGAAAAUACUUGCAUUAGAAGAUAUUUUGGUAAACACACGGUGCGAAAGACAACCCCAGCACCAUUGUCUCUGACUGCUUCUGCCCCAAGGCUGACCUCCCUAAUUCCUGCAAAGUGUUUUUGUACUGUUGAAGACACCCAGGAUGACAAGAAAAAGAAAACAAAUGAUGGGACUUUGACUAAUACUGGAAGGAAAAUUCAUGCACGAAUUAUUCGAGUCCUUGAUGAGAAGGGCAGUGAUUUGGGAAACAUGCACCGUGCAGAUGUGAUCCGACUCAUGGACGAGCGAGACCUGAGACUGGUGCUGAGGAGCAGCGACACAGAGCCCCCCGAGUACCAGCUCAUGACAGGCAUACAGAUCCACCAGGAGCGCCUAAGACGCCGGGAGCAGGAGAAGGCCAAACCCAAAGCUGGACCAACUGUGAAAAAGGAACUGACUUUUUCUGCAAGUAUUGGACAACAUGACUUGGACACAAAGUGUAAACAGAUUCAACAGUGGAUUGAGAAGAAAUAUCAGGUUCAAAUCACCAUAAAGAAAAGGAAACAUGCAGAUGAACCAGAAAAUAAAGCAGAGGAAAUAUUUGAUCAGAUACUUCAGACCAUGCCUGGAGUAGCUACCUUUUUGUCCAGACCACAAGCUGUUAAAGGAGGAACAGCUUUAAUGUGCAUUCUUCGUCAUCUGAGCAAGAAAGAAGAGAAGACAUAUGUGGACUCUCAAACCGAAAAAAGAGAUACUUUGAACAAAGAAAAUGGAAAUGGCAGGGAAUCAGAUGUGGCACACCCAUGAUUUUAAUAAAGAAAAAUAGGCUU
Octodon degus (degu) is the source of this 1067-nucleotide messenger RNA. It is a transcript of the gene Mtif3, whose product is annotated as mitochondrial translational initiation factor 3. Bases 211 to 1044 code for a protein of 277 amino acids. The record is from RefSeq and is a predicted model, not a curated record. Gene Ontology annotation, molecular function: ribosome binding; translation initiation factor activity. The transcript is spliced from 4 exons. Lineage: Eukaryota; Metazoa; Chordata; Mammalia; Rodentia; Octodontidae. Gene Ontology annotation, biological process: ribosome disassembly; mitochondrial translational initiation. Gene Ontology annotation, cellular component: mitochondrion.